Schistosoma rodhaini is the source of this 6796-nucleotide messenger RNA. The record is from the annotation of a GenBank genome assembly. NCBI's taxonomy places the organism in Eukaryota, Metazoa, Platyhelminthes, Trematoda, Strigeidida, Schistosomatidae.
CUUCUCACUAGAACUCCAGGAAAUUCAUCUUGAAGUUAGUCGCUAAUGGGUAUAUAUAUAUAUCAGAGUAGAAACCAUUAGUUAGUGUGGUUUGGUAAAUUUCUCGUUGGUCAGAUAUUUGAUCCAUUGAAACAUGCGCAAACAGUUUAUAUCCAGUCUUUGAAUAGAUCAUUAUUAAAUACUGUUAUAGAAGUGAUGUAGCAUUAAAAAAAUACUGAUUACAACUUAUUAAUACUUGAGUGUAAAUUGUAAGUUAGCUUUCACUAAAAUUAAGUUUACUGGUUUAUGACAUCAUCUUUAAAAAAUUAAACCUAAGGACUUAAUGCUUUGCUCAGAACACUUAGUUGACUACUAAAAUGAUGCAGUAUUUCUAAUGACCACCUUAAAUCCAUCAGUCAUAUUUUUUAGUGGUGCUAAAUUCUUUGAACUUGAUUGUUUGAUUGCAGACCCUUCAUUGUUAUUCUCGAGAUCAUCAUCAUAAUUCAUUGGUUCAGAACGUUAAUAAAUGUUACACAGAUAGAAUUUUUAUUUUCAGAUAGUGGAACAAACAUUUUUAUUCGACUAAAAUAUGCUAUCCACCAUCUCAGUUUGACCUAUCUUGCUAUGAUCAAUAGCUUAGAGGAAAUACUUAUAUUCCUUUUAAUUGUGAUAAACUAACUUAUUUACACCAAAAUAAUUACCAUAAUUUGACUAUGCAUUUAUAUCCAUUAAUUUCACUAUGAUGAUAUCAUUUAGAUGUUACAAUCUGUCUUCCUUCAACUUUGUGAGAAUGGAUAGUUCAAUGGUAGCUGACAGAUGAAUCUAGAACAUUAGAGUCAUCCUAUUUUGGGAUUUCGCGGCUAAGUGUAUCCUUAUGGUUGAUGUGUAUACGGAAACUGAAACUCAGUGUCCUACUCUUAAGACUUCGGUAAGUUAUUGACUAAUCAACUGAGUUACAAUAGGAUAAUAAUCUCUUUCUUAAUUAUGUAAUAACUGCAUAGAAAACACUAAUGAGUCAAAUGAAUUGACAUUUUGAAGAAAAAAAAUUGUAUCGAUCACUUUCCAAUCAUCAUUUCACUUGUAUUGAAAUUAUUAUCACUUGAUAGAAUACCGGAAUAUCUGAAUUGGUAAAAUGGAUAUAUUUUUCCUCAAGAAUUAAUCCUCGAAGUGAAUUAUUCCUGGAACCUAUUUCUGCUUCUAAUAGAUUUCAUAUAUUGUAAUAGUAUAGCUGACCGAUCACAAAAUUAAUUGAAAUUAGUGGUUACCAUGUUAAUUUCUUUUCAACUUUGUUAUAAUGUUUUGGAUCAAGACACAGUGAUGAUUUUCAUAAACUUCAUUUAAUGUAUUUGUCAAUGAAAAUGUAACUCAUGUCUAUGAAAACUCUAUCUCUUCAUAAAUACAUGACAUAAUUUCAAUGUUAAAAAUAUUUUUUCUGCCCAGUGAAUAUGUGAACAACAACUAAACAUUGAACUUUUGAUGUAAUUUGAGAAAAAAUAUUUAGGAAAUAAUCUAAAUGUUAUGGGCUAUUUGUGAAGAUAAACCAAUUAAUAAAAUGCCACUUUCUAAAUAAUUUGGGUGCUUUGGUGCUUUAGGCUACAAUAACGAUGAGAAGACAGCUGAAGUUAUUUUAUGAGAAUUCCCAUGGAUGUUCAAGAAAACUGAAGUAGAGAAAAAAUAUUUUCUAAGACGAUAAAAUGGAUAUAUCUAAAAUUUUGUAAAAAUGUGAUUUUUAUAACUAUUUGUUGGAUAAUUUAUGUAUAAUCAAUAUUUUUCUGUAGCUUAUCUAAUGUAGAUUAAAAUACUAGUUUGCUUAAGUAAUAGACAAGAAGAACAUUCUAUCCUUCAACUCUUAAAUGUACUUGUCCUAAUAGUUAUCUGUCAAUCGUUCACAAAAAUAGGCUUAUCAAAUCCCUUUUUAAAAAAAUAUAUGUUUAUAUAAACACACAAAAAAUAGAUCUGGCACAUUCUCUUUUUUCAGUUUUCAUUUUAGAUCCUAUAAUCAAAUUGAGGAAAAUACUUCAAUUUGAUUGGUCAGAUGAACUACAUUCUGGUUGGUCAUUGAAAUAUUCCCAAUUAAGUAAUUACUCUUAACUUAUACCCAUUAUAACUGAUCAUGAUAAGCAUAUAUAUAUAUAUAGAGAGAGAGAGAUAAAACAUUUAAAAGAGGGAUUUUUAAAAAUAAAAGUUAAAAUAAAGGUCAAAUCACUUUAGUCAAUAAUAAAUAAUCUAAUAAUUAUGAUACAAUGGACAUUUAAUCCUGAAAGAGAUUCCUUCAAAAUAACAGUAAAAUGUAAUUGAAUGAUCAUGAUUGAAACGAUCGGAAUUAUAAACAUUGAUGCUUUUAAACAAAAAAAAUAAGAAUAACCAUUACAAUUGAGAAUAAUUUGAAUGAUCAUUACUUGAAUAAAGCAUAACUCUUGAUCUUUUACUAUUUUUAAUAAAUAAAAAAAAUAUCGUCCAACCCAAAUGUACAUUGAGUCCUCUGCAGGUUACACCAAAAAACGGGGUGGUCGUAGCCAUACAGCUACAGCUUAUGGGCCAGAUAGUAUAAUGACAGGAACUCAUUGGUCUGGAGCCUCAUUAAAAAAUAAAACCCGCAAAACUCUUGUAAAUCAACCACAAUCCGUACCACAAUUAUCAGCAAUGGCAAAUAUAUCCCAAAAACAACAGCUAGAUUUUCGUUCAUUGAAUGGUUCAUUACCAUUGAAUAAUAAUCAGUUUCAUUUUCUAAAACGUGACUCAUCAUUUGUUUGUAGCAGUAGUCUAGGACCGAAUACUACAGUUACAGAACGUGAAUGGGUUGAUGAUCUACGAAAGAAAUCAAUUCCAGAAAUUCAAACUGCUCAGACAUCCCUUGAUCUACUUUAUGCACCUCACCCGCUAACUAAAAAUAUUUUAAACAAUAAUAAUAACACUACUAUCAAUAUUACUACUUCUUCUGGUACAACAUUUUCUAAUAAUAAUAAUGGUAAAGAAAUGUGUUAUUCGAAUGAACCAAAAGAAUCAAGAAGUUUAUCAAAUGAUAUAGCAUUGCGAAUAAAAGAGAAAUUUGAUCAACGUGUAUCAAAGCAUUUAUCAAAAUCUAAACAAAAAACAAAGUCAAAUAUAUACACUUAUACAUCACAAUAUCACUUACUUGCAGUAUUUCUAGUUAACAAAGGUAAUGUAGAAGCAUGGUAUGCAUAUGCACCAAUGCCAAAUCACUACAGUAAUCAACAAAAUGAACUAGGGCAUACUCGUUUAUUAGAAUUAACACAACGUCGAUUACGUUUACUUCAACGUUAUUAUUCUGAUUCCAGACAGUAUGUUGUACUCUAUGUAAAUAAUAAUAAUUCUGAACAUUAUUUACCAAUGGGAUUAGUUAGUGAUGUGAAUAGUAAACCAAGUAGAAAUAAAAGUCAUACCUUAUCAAUAAAUAGAGAGCUAUUUCAAAGGGAUCGAUCAAUUUAUCGAUUUAUCAAUUCAUUAUUACCAAAUAAAAUGAAAUUUGUAAAUACUACUGGUAAUAACAACAGUAGUGAUAAACAGACAAUUGUAGAUAAAAAAGUUAAUAGUACUCUAUCCAUAAAUGAUGAGAAGUUAACAAAUAAAAUAGAAGAAAAUCAGCAUCAAUUGAGACGACAACAACAGCAACAAACGAAUAAUAAUCAAAUUGAAGAGAAACAGUUCAGUGAAACAGAACAACUAGUCAAAGCAACGAAUUCAAUAAAUCAUCGGCCGAACCUUUGGACAAGGUUACUUGAACAUUUUAUAUCCCAUCAUCAAUCCACUGAAAGUAGUACUAUUAGUAGUAAUAAAAAUAGUUAUAAAGAUGAUGAUAAUAAUAAUAACAGUAUUAAUGUUGAUCGAGAAAAUUGUCCUGACAAUACUAAUGAAAAAUUUGAUUUCAAGUGUUAUGUAAAGUGUUUGCAUUUGGACAGCUGUCUAGUCAAACAGUUUAGUACUUGUACUGAGAAGGCAGAUAAACCUGUAACACCAACGUCGACUACAAUUACGAUGAAUGUUACUAAGAAUGUAUAUAAAAAUAAUUUUAAUAUUGAUCAAUGUAGCGAACACGAUGAGAAUAAUUAUCGAAGUAUGAAACAGAAGGAUUGUCUUACUUCAUUUAAAACGAAAACAACAAAUGAUGAUUUAUCAAGUGUGCACCAAAUCUGUACUGAUGACAAGUUAUCUGACGUUAGUAAAUAUUAUGCCGACAGUCAACAAAACAUUGAUAUUAAAGAUGAUCAAGAAAAAUGUGAAAUUAAACAAAUCAAAAAAUUAUCAGAUUGUAAGGAAAUUUGGUUGCCUAAAUUUUACGAUUUGUAAAUUUACUGGUAAGUUUAUGUAGUAAAUGAAAAUAGUGAGUUAUUCAUACAUUUAACUUUAGUUUAAGAGUAAUUUGUUUGAUACUUUAUAUUAAAUGGAUGAACAGAUACCUUUUAUCUCACAAAACAUAUCUUUUAUAAAUAUCUUAUUCUCAUAUUUUAUUAAACACUAAAGAACGUAGACAAUACGUUUAACUAAUAGAUAGACUGUUACUUGAAAUGAAAUAAAAGGAUGCACGUCCCAUCCGAACUGGGACAUGUCAUAUGGGUGUACCCACAUCCUUGUGUUGAUGUUCACGCCUGAACUAGAACCCAUUAAGUUUCUAUGCGAUUGCUCAGUGAGUUAUCUAUUGGGCUGCUUAAUCUAGAUGGCCACUAACUUGUGAAACGAGUAGGAAUUCGUCUUAAUUUGUUGUGCUUAUUGAUGUUCUUGAGAAAAUUAUAAUCAGUCUCAAAUAGGAAGGAAUGUGUGUCCUGGAUUCUACUGUUAGUCACAAUCUGUCUAUUCUAUAAAAUUCAUGGCAUAAUGGCUAUAUCUGCCCGAUCCACACAAAACGAUUCGAUUGCUAACAAAUCAUGAAUAUGAACAAGAUAAUUCAAACCAUAACAAACUAAAAGUUUCUUUUCAGAAACAUGUGUUACACCAAACGCUAACUUGAAAUGAAGCUACAAACGUAAAACUAGCUUCAACUCAUGAGUUUAUAAUUGAACCAGUCAUUUCUAAACACCUACUUGUGAUAGAACCCCUAGCGGUAAAAAGACUUAACGAAAUAGCAGCAUUAUUGAGAGGUAUAUAAAUAAGAUAAAACGACUUCCCGAUACCCUCUCGUUUUCAAUGAUCACUGUGAUAACACUCCUAGCGUCGAAUUCGACGGAUCUGCACAAGUUUCCUAUAUUAGUGGCAACCAUGUGCUCCUUACGGAUUGAUUUCGAGAAUUCUUGGAGUUUUGAUGAGAAGCCAUUGCCAAUAAAACUCAGCUAUGUCCGGCAUAGGACGUGUAAUUUGUGGUAUUUGCCUAACGACCCUCGAAAUAAGAACUACUGGUCUAAAACUGACGCGUCUCCUAAAAGCCCUCAAGGUUUUGGGUCUAGUCUCUGUGAGGGUCCUCACUGCCCACUACUGAGGAGUCACAUACGAGAUCGGAUGUUACUCAAUUAUCCCGAUUGCCAAGUUAAAGUCAGUCGAUGGCAUAAACUGAAAGAUCUUCACAACUCUUCGUUAUAUUUGGUGGUUAUCGUUUGCUUAGAAGUUUACCAGAGAGUUGAUAAAAAAUUGUAAGAUGAAAAGCAAUAGAUUCUCUGUGUGCAGAGCAGAUAAUUUUUGUUCUUAGUUUGAUUAACUGCAUUCUUUUAAAAGAAAUGAACACAUACAAGAAACGUUUGUCCUUCUGUUCUGCUUGAGAUCAUUAUUUUUUUCGCUAUACCUAUAUCAUUUCUCCUCUUUGAUUAAUUUCAAAUGAUCAUGUUUAGAUAUAUAAAAAUAACAUCAGAUAUUUUCUCACUAAAAAAUAUUACUCAAUUCAUGAAAUGUUUUUGUGAUUAUAUUUGGCAAUCAAACUAUGCCUAGAUCUGAGAACUACCGACCUAAUCAAAAAUACUCGCUAACAAGUAACACCGUUGCAUGCCGGCUCAGUGGUCUAUCGGCUAAGUGCUCUGGCUCGAGACUGGUAGGUCCUGGGUUCGAAUCUCGCGGGCACGGGAUCGUGGGCGCGCACUGUUGAGGAGUCCCGCAAUAGGACGAAACGGCCGUCCAGUGCUUCCAGGUUUUCGAUGGUGGUCUAGCUUCAAUUGUCCCAUGAUUUCAACUGUGAAAAUAAGCUUUGUUAACAAUAAAUCAUUUACAAGUUGAUGAAUUUAAAUGUCAGUGAUACUGGAAGACUAUUUCAUUGAAAUAUCACUUAUAAUCACUCUUUAUUGGUGUGUAAUAUUCAAUUUUAUAAACAUCCUCAUUGAUCGAAGAUCUGUUAUUUCCUUGAUGAUAUUAUCCAUUUAUUAAAUGGCAAAGUAAAACUGACAUGUAUAUAGCUUUAACAAACUUCAUACUCAUAAUUUUAUUUCUCCUUCCUUUAUCCCAGUACUUUCUUUUUUUCGAUGUUCUCAACAGAUCUCAUCGAUUAGAUUUUCAAACAUGAGGAAUUCACAAGACAGUGAAAGACGAUCAGAUCGGUUGAGAAAGAAAUCCUAAUCAAAUGUCAUUGCCUUCUUUAAUAAAGUCAUGAUUAGUUGAUAAACAAUAAACAACAAUAGUAAUUGAAAUCUUUUUUACAAGUCACUAUUUUCACUGACACUAGUACAUAUAUUUCAAUAAAAAUUACUUUGAUACUAAUGCUCAAAUAUUGUGAAUAAAAGUCCAUAUUACUGAACUACAAGAAUUUCUUGUUUAUUGUAUGACAAUCUUCUAUAAUUUGAUUACCUAAAUGAAAACUGGUAAAUAGAAUAUCCAUCUAUGCAAAUUUGUAUCCAAUUUUGAAAAGAAAGAUAAUACAAUAAAUUUGAACCAUCAGUAUGAA